GACCCGGCGCUCCCGGCCAACCCAAUCCAAAUCUACCUCCGCAAGCGACCCACCCAGGCCCAGCCGAUCUCUCUCUUCUCUCUCACACACCUGCGCUGCAUCUUCCACCCGCGACCAACCCGCCGCCAACCCGCGACAACGAUCCGCCCGCCGCCGCCUCCUCGUCGGGAAGCCCUAGCUAGCGAGGUCCCUGCCCGGCAUGGCCUACGUGGACCACGCCUUCUCCAUCACCGACGAGGACGACCUCGUCGGCGGGGCCAUCGGCGGCCCGCGCGGCGCCCCCGUCAAGGAGAUCGCCUUCGCCGCCGCCCUCCUCGCCUUCGGGGCCCUCGGCGUCAUCGCCGGCCUCCUCAUGGCCGCCAACCAAGUCGGCGGGGACAGCGCGCACGGAAUCUUCUUCAUGAUUUUGGGCAUUGUAAUGUUCAUCCCUGGGUUCUACUACACAAGAAUCGCCUACUACGCUUACAAGGGAUACAAGGGCUUCUCUUUUUCAAAUAUCCCACCAAUCUAAUAAGAUGUGUAUUACCACACUUCGUCUGGGCCCUGUUGCCCAAUGGCUCUACUGAUACAGCAAGCAGCCUUGUUAUCUUCGUUGUAUACGUUUGUUCUGCUAUGUAGAAUGAACUUACUAUUAGAUAUGUGCAUAUAAAUGCUACCGUAAUGACGCAUUAUGGUAUAGUGGGCUGAAAUGGUUGUGACUGUGAUUGUGGAGUGUUGCUGUCAAGGAGAUGUGUUGUAAGUGCCGACACUUUGCUGAUUGUCCAAAUGUCUGAUAUAAUGUCCCCCGUUGCUA
Messenger RNA from Lolium perenne, 793 nucleotides. RefSeq lists its product as uncharacterized. Gene Ontology annotation, cellular component: endomembrane system. The record is from RefSeq and is a predicted model, not a curated record. NCBI's taxonomy places the organism in Eukaryota, Viridiplantae, Streptophyta, Magnoliopsida, Poales, Poaceae.